Molecule: messenger RNA, 2472 nt
Organism: Ananas comosus (pineapple)
Lineage: Eukaryota; Viridiplantae; Streptophyta; Magnoliopsida; Poales; Bromeliaceae
Product: transcription initiation factor TFIID subunit 8-like
Exons: 2
Coding region: 492-1592 (366 amino acids)
Cellular component (GO): transcription factor TFIID complex
Molecular function (GO): protein heterodimerization activity
Source: RefSeq, a predicted model, not a curated record
CCCUUCUCUCUCUCUCUCUCUCUCUCUCUCUCUAGCUCUAAUUAGGGUUUUGAUUUUUUUUAGAUUCCCCCCAAUUCAAAACCCUAACGGUCGAGCAAACCCUAGAUUCUUUCUUCUCCUAUUCUAUUUGCCACAAACCCUAGUUUAUUAUUAUUAUUAUUUUUUGCUCUUCUAGGGUUCAAUUGAUCGAUAACUCUCUUUGAUCCGCGCGAUCUCGGAGCUGCAGCUGCGGAGAUCCAUGGUGGGUUCCAUUUCUUCGCCGAGAGCUCAACGGUGAGUAGCCGAGCUUCUUUGAGCCCCCGUUUGUAAUGCUAUUGCUAUCUAGGGUUUGGAAAAACGAGUACUGUGCAAACCGCUUCUUCAGAUCGAUCUCAAUCCGGAACGGUGGAGUCGUUGGGGUAACCCUUUCUGAAGCCUCUGAUGAGGGGGUUGUGGUUGAAGGUGGUGAAGAGUUGAAUUUGGGCGCACCGAUGAUAUGAUUUUAGUUGAAUAUGAGCGAUGGAGGUCGGGAGAGCGGCAAGGACAACCAAAAUAAUUUGAACAAGACCAAGCCUUUUGUUAGCGAUGAGUUCGGCCGUUCAAUCUCCAAGAUCGCCAUCGUCCAAAUCUUGGAGUCGAUUGGGUUCCACAGCUCCCAUGCUUCAGCUCUAGAUGCCCUAGCUGAUGUUGCUAUCAGGUACAUUCGUAAUUUAGGGGAAGCUGCGACCUUUCAUGCUAAUCUAUCGGGAAGGACGGAUUGCGAUGUGUCUGAUGUCAUUCAAGGUCUGGAGGAUCUCAAUUUGUCGCAGGGGUUUUCCGGUGCUUCGGAUGUUCACCAUUGCUUGAUGAGUUCUGGUGUCGUACGAGAUCUCGCUAGCUUUGUUAAUACAAAGGAGGAAAUCCCAUUUGCCCGGCCUGUACCAAAAUUUCCUAUUGUUCCGAAGCCAAAACUGAUACCUAGUUUUGCUAAUGUUGGGAAGGAACCGAAGGAGCAAAACAUACCAGAGUGGCUUCCGGAAUUCCCUGACCCACAUACUUAUGUCCACACAGCCGUAUGGAAUGAAAGGACAGCUGACCCGCAAGCGGAUAAGGUUGAGCAAGUGAGGCAGAGGAGGAAGGCGGAGAGGUCUUUGUUAAGCUUACAUAAGAGGCUGGCUUUCAGUGGUUCUGCAGGGUUUACCCCUGUUGGUGAUGCUGAAAUGGAUAAGGGGAAACAGGUGGUUGGAAACAAUCCAUUUCUUGCCCCGCCCGUGCCAUCUGGGGAGAAGGAAGUGUCGGAGAUUGCUAUUCCUAGUGAAGCUCCUACUAAUAAGAGGUUGUCGGUGAUGGAGACUUUUGCACCUGCUAUUGAAGCAGUGCAGAGUGGGAGAGUUGAUGGCGGAGUUGACGAGAAAAGGGCUCUACCGACCAAUAGGCCUACAGUGCAUUUCAAGAUAGGGGUUGAUAGGAAAUCUUUGGUGGUGCCACUGUCUUUGGGUGCUUUGGAUGCUAAAAGGGAUUCAUGGUUUUUGAAGGAUGAUGAGAAGGAUGACAAGAAGCGGAGAGCAGGGAUGAUCCUGAAGGAGGCCAUGGAGAACCCACAUGAAUUAGCUCAGUCUCUUAAAUCCUUGUAGACGGGCUUUUCCCAAUAUGGACUUGUACCACAGUUGUCAGAGUGUAUUGAGACUGGUGAUAUUGCUAACCUCCCCUGAUGGACAAAUUUUAUAAUAGGAUUGAGAAUAAUCUUCUGAUACAGACCUCGCUGAUUUCUUAGACUCUUAUCUCCUCUCACAUCUCCUACUUUACCGUUCUAGUACUGGAUUACACGCCUGUUUGGCUGCGCUGUUAGAGCCACGUUUACUGCGCGCAACUGCAAAAAGGUGGGAAUUUGAGACAGCUCCGAAUCAACCGGGUCGCACCGCUAGGCCAAACAAGGCCAAUUUCUUUUUGUGUCAUUGAAGUGGUUUAUCAGAGGCCUAUUUCUUUUUGUAUCAUUGAAGUGGUUUAUCAACACAAUAUUUGGAAUCUGUGUAUAAUUGUGCUACCUGAUUAAAUCAAAAUCUCUAGAAGAUUGUAUGAAGAUGAUUAUCUUCCACCAUACUGGAGAUGAGAAUUUAACUGCACCAGCUGGUCUUUAACACUUCAUUAUACACCCUUUGUGUUUGUUUUGGAUCUGUUUCUUUGUGAUUCACCUAUUGAUGUACUGUGUCUCUCUUUUGGGCAAUCGAUGAUCACCAAGAUCGCGAUUAUGAUGUCCAGGCGAGCCCCAAAAUAUGCAGUCGUUCGUUGUUGGUCUGUAACUCUGCAUCAGUUGUUCAUACGCAGAUGAUCGAGAUUUGAGCCUCUUUGUUAAUUCAUUUCUAAAUAAAGUGCAUUCCAUGGAGCUGUUGCUCAAGCCUUUGCUUCAGUAGAUAGAUUGUAAAGUUGAGAAAAAUAUAAUAGCUAGUUUGUUAAUUGUUCAUAGAUUGUUGUAAGUUGUUUUCUCUGCCAUACAUGCACAUCUCUUACACUGUU